This is a messenger RNA of Histoplasma capsulatum G186AR, 745 nucleotides long. RefSeq lists its product as uncharacterized. The record is from RefSeq and is a predicted model, not a curated record. Bases 62 to 442 code for a protein of 126 amino acids. NCBI's taxonomy places the organism in Eukaryota, Fungi, Ascomycota, Eurotiomycetes, Onygenales, Ajellomycetaceae. Gene Ontology annotation, biological process: mitochondrial electron transport, ubiquinol to cytochrome c. The transcript is spliced from 3 exons.
CACCCCCCACCUUCCACCAACCUCUCCAAUUGCUCUCAAUUGCCCUCUUUCCUAGACAAAGAUGGGGCUAGUCGACAUGUUCACAGAUCUAAUUAGCUCACUACCUUUCGCGGAGGCGCAGGCCGAAGCACCACCAGCCGAGGACGCUGCCCCGGUCGACGACGCGGAGAAGGAAGAGCCCGAGGAGGAGCAAGAAGAAGAGGAGGAGGCGGAGGAGGAGGAAGUUGAAGAUAUUAAGCCCAAGUUGGAGGAGGAAUGCGCCAACUCCUCGAAAUGCGCGCCCGCAAAGCACCACUUUGAUGAAUGCGUUGAGCGAGUUACCCGAAACAGCGAAGAUCCCGAUUUCAAGGGGCCCCACGAGGACUGCGUUGAGGAGUUCUUCCACCUCCAGCAUUGCGCAACCCAAUGCGCCGCGCCCAAGCUCUUCCGGGCCCUCAAAUAAGGGAUCGUUACCUUGGACGUCCGGGCGCCCCACAAUUCAAGUCAGAUACCGCGGCACCCCCUCCUGUUUCAACUAGUACCUGGAUCAGUUACUCUGGUGAACUCUCAAUCGAUGUGGAGCGGAGCAAAGGAUAUUCGGAGAUUUGUCGCGGUGAGGGUUUCUACAGUUCGGAGAAUUACGAAACAAAUUACAAUAAUGAAAAAACGAAAAGGAGAGGAGAGAGAAAGGGGGGGGAAAGACCCAAACAAAAUGUGGAAAAGUGAAAGGAUCUAACUGACCACUUUACCUUGCUUUAAUUGCUUG